GUCCUCUGUGACGUAUUAAGUAACGUCAUAAAGGCUAUAAAGAAGGCCACGCGCCUCCUAUUUGGUUGCUUCGGAGUGUUGUGUUGAAGUUUGUGAAGAAAUAGAGGGGUGGUGGAACCUCACGAAUAUUAGGGAGAGUGAGAUUUGAGACGUCAUGGCGCGUACAAAGCAGACUGCCCGUAAAUCCACUGGUGGGAAGGCGCCGAGGAAGCAGCUGGCCACGAAGGCGGCCCGGAAAAGUGCCCCGUCCACCGGCGGCGUGAAGAAGCCGCACCGAUACAGACCAGGAACCGUGGCUCUGAGGGAGAUCCGUCGGUACCAGAAGUCUACCGAGCUGCUGAUACGCAAACUGCCCUUUCAGCGCCUGGUUCGAGAGAUUGCGCAGGACUUCAAGACCGACCUGCGUUUCCAGAGUGCGGCCAUCGGUGCUCUUCAGGAAGCCAGUGAGGCGUACCUCGUGGGUCUCUUUGAGGACACCAACCUCUGUGCCAUCCAUGCCAAACGAGUAACCAUCAUGCCCAAGGACAUUCAGCUGGCGAGGCGAAUCCGUGGCGAGCGGGCUUAAUUUUGCCACCUGCUUUUUAAACUUUUUGGGAAUAAGCAUUUUUUUUGAUUAUUGAACUGCAUAUAUCUACAUAUGGAGGUUGAGGUUAAUUUUGUAUUUUUGUUAGAUAUUGGUAGAAAAAAAAGCUAGUGGUCUACAGUACAGAAGUAGCGAGCGUUUUGGUAAAACAUUCCCUCAAACUCCCUCUCAGGUUUUUACCAAGUAAAUUUCUAUCAGGCAUUGUUAUACCUCUAGCUUGUUGUGCGGUAGGUUGUUGUAUGCAUGCUUCAUAAUGGGUAAAUUAUUUGUAGACUCGUAACCUCCAUUUCUUUGCUUUUUUUGCAUUGUGAUUAUUGGGUUGUAAAUAAAAUUUCCACUACCUCA
Paramormyrops kingsleyae is the source of this 928-nucleotide messenger RNA. Its product is annotated as histone H3.3A. Gene Ontology annotation, cellular component: nucleosome. NCBI's taxonomy places the organism in Eukaryota, Metazoa, Chordata, Actinopteri, Osteoglossiformes, Mormyridae. The record is from RefSeq and is a predicted model, not a curated record. Gene Ontology annotation, molecular function: protein heterodimerization activity; structural constituent of chromatin; DNA binding.